This is a messenger RNA of Closterium sp. Yama58-4, 2211 nucleotides long. Lineage: Eukaryota; Viridiplantae; Streptophyta; Zygnematophyceae; Desmidiales; Closteriaceae. The record is from the annotation of a GenBank genome assembly.
AUGAACAAACGCACUGGCCGAAGUAGAGCAUCAGCUGGAGCGGCUGACUUAUCCCUCACUUUCACCUGCCGAGACCCACGUCCUGGCCUCACCGCACACGUCCUCCCCACCGUCGAUUCUGCUGCGCCCUCGCCGCCGUCCGAUUCCUUAGACAGGCGUUUGUGCACUUCCGCUAUUCGCGUCCGUUCCCGGCACGCAGCCACGCUGGAUUCGCACGGUCGUUCAGGGAAUCCGGAUUUAUUUGCAAGCACGCCGGGUUUGCCGGCGUGGGUUGCGGAGGAGCGUCCGGCUUUCGGUGGCGGUGGCAGCUAUGGGCGGCACGGGCUUGUGAGAGAGGCGACAGGGGGAGGGCGUAUCUUGGGCGGGUCGAUCGACACUGUAAUCUACGAUGGUUUCAAGCCCUACUUCGAAUCCGCUCCACGAUGGCGGCAGGCCCCUUCCCCCGUCCCGCUGCGCGUUCUUUCCGCCUCCCUCCCCUCGGGGCGCUGCGCCCUCUCCAUCCUCCGCCACCCCUCCCCCGCACCCCUCCCCCCAACGGAGUCCUCCGCCCAGCGCAGCGCCCUGCAGCAGCGCACGGCGCGCGUGCAGAGGAGAAGACGGCUAGCCGGCAGGAUGCAAGAGGCGCUGCCGUUCCACCGUCAGUUCUGCCUGAAACCGUUUGAGCUGCCACGGGGGGUGCCAACGCUACCGUUGGAGAUGUGCCGUGGGGAUCACAUCAUCACUAUCGUCACCACUGCUUCUCUGCCCUGGCUCACUGGAACCAGCAUCAACCCAUUGAUGCGGGCAGCGUAUCUCAGCCGUCUAUACGCCAUGCGCGUGCUGCUGCUCGUCCCUUGGAUCCCCCCGUCGGACCAGCGGGUCGUGCACCCCGCGCACGUGUUUGACACGCGCCAGCAGCAGGAGGGGUUCGUGCGGGAGUGGAUAGAGAAGCGCCUGGGGUUUGCACCGGUGUUCCGCAUUGCGUUCUACGACGCGUGGUACGACCCGCGCAAGGGCAGCAUCUUCCCCCUCGACAGGUCGGACGUAACGGAGUGUGUACCAGACGAGGAGCUGGACGUGGCAGUGCUGGAGGAACCCGAGCACCUCUGCUGGUACCACAUGGUAGGCCCCAAGUGGCGCACGCGCUUCCCCCUCUCCAUUGGAAUCGCCCACACCAACUACACCGAGUACAUCAAGCGCGACCUCAUCUACGGGGGUCCCCGCACGGCGGCGUUCCUGCUGGUUUACUCGUGGCUGGUGGCGCGCGCUAAUUGUCACCGUGUGAUCCGGCUGUCUGGAGCAGUGCAGCCGUUCUGCGACUCCAUCGUGUGCAACGUGCAUGGGGUAUCCCCUCAGUUCCUAGACGAGUCUCAUGUGACGCCACCGCAUGCCACAGGCGUGUACUUUGUGGGCAAGGUGCUGUGGGGCAAGGGCUACCAGGAGCUGUGUGACUUGAUGCGGCACCACUGCAACAAGCACGGCCGGCCCACACAACCCCCUGCUCUGCCUCCUCCUGCCUCCGCUGCGGCACUUAAGGCAUCUCAACAGGCGCCCCCUGCUGCUGCUGCUAACGGGCAUGCGAACACACACACACAGGCACACACGGGCACACAGAAGAACGGUUAUGUGCAUGCGCAGACCGGCAACUGUGUAUGUGAUGAUGCAUCCAAGCCUCGCAAUGGGUGUUAUCACGGGGAAAUGGGCAAUGCUGGGGAUGUGGGAGGAGCAGAGGAGGAGCGAAGGGGAGGGAAGGAGGGAGGCGAGGAGAAGGAGAGAGGGGAGGAGGUGGUGGGGGAUGGAGAGCGGUUCUGGGUUCAUGCGUAUGGCGAUGGGUUUGAGGAGGGGCAAGUGAAAGCCUAUGCCGCCAAGCACGAGCUGCCCAUAGUGUUCCAUGGGAGGAAGGACCACGCAGACCCAGAGCUCCUCAACUACAAGGUGUUUGUGAACCCGAGUGUGAGCGACGUGCUGUGCACCACAACGGCAGAGGCGGCAGCGAUGGGAAAGAUCUUGGUGCUGUGCCGGCACCCCUCCAACGAGUUUUUCAUCCAGAACAUCCCGGAGAACUGCGUCACCUAUGACCCCAACGACCCAGAUGACUUUUCGGCAGCGAUGGCGCGUGCACUGGCGCAUCCCCCCCGCCCUCUGACACCAGAGGAGAAGAGAAUUUUCACUUGGCAGGCCGCAACAGAGCGAUUCAUGCAGGUGGCAGGCCUAGCUGGUGCUGCUCCCUAG